Messenger RNA from Penicillium odoratum, 693 nucleotides. RefSeq names its product GIG1 family protein. The transcript is spliced from 2 exons. NCBI's taxonomy places the organism in Eukaryota, Fungi, Ascomycota, Eurotiomycetes, Eurotiales, Aspergillaceae. The coding region runs from base 1 to 693 and encodes 230 amino acids. The record is from RefSeq and is a predicted model, not a curated record. Gene Ontology annotation, cellular component: cytoplasm. Gene Ontology annotation, biological process: N-acetylglucosamine metabolic process.
AUGUCUACUCCAUUUAAUCUGACUCCAUUGGAUCAUCAACUCCUAGCCAUGACAGAUGAUGAAUUCAUCCCUCAUGACUGGGACAAUCUACGAGAUAUUAUCGCACGGAACGAUCUCGGAGCUUUAAAGCGGAAGCCUUCCGAUCUACGCCGGUAUCUCGCGUGGUCUGCUGAGACGAAGGCUCAGUAUGGUUCGAUGAUGAACUAUAUUUGUUUACAGCGAUUGAAAUGGCCACUCCCGUCUGCAUUGUCGGGCACUGUGCCUGCACCGGAUACACAUGAUCUACCGAAUGGCUCCGGGUCCUCGGGCCCCGGUGGAGUCCUAACCUUUAACAACCCGCGGCCAUUUGCCGACCCUUCUGAUUACCGAAUUCUGCGCAAUGACUGGCCUUACGGCAUGGAAUCCGGCAUUUCUCAUCUGGUUGUGUGGUUACGAACGCCUAUUCCUGUGGAGUCGGAUGAAGGGCAUUUGACGAGUGAAUCUCGGGCGUUGAUAAAUGAUUUUGUACAGCGUAGGUUUGUUAAACGGUUGGCCGAGGAUAAGGCUGGGCGGUUCAUCACUCCCGAGGCGCAUGUGUUGUGGUUCAAAAAUUGGGUUGGUUUGCAGAGUGUACGUGCGUUAGAGCAUGUUCAUGUUCUGGUUCGAGAUAUACCCGAGGAUAUCCUAGAGGAAUGGUCGGGGGAAUCUAGAUAG